AUGACAGUUGGUCAGUUCGAAUUUCAGCAUAUUGUCAAGCCCUGGCAGCCAAGUCCUCAACGGACAUACAUCUUUACGUCUGCCAACUUGAUUGACCCUGUCACUGGUACAGUCGCGGAAAAUACGACCAUUGAACUCUCCGAUGGCUUUGUAUCUUUGGUUGACAUGUCCGGAGUAGGGACUAGCGACAAUGUCGACCCUGACGCUGUAAAGGUCGACAUGAAAGGCAAAUACAUCUGCCCGGGCUUGAUUGAUUCCCAUGUUCACAUCGCUGCAGUCCCUGGCUCUUUGAGCCUUCGAGAAAUGAAAGAGAUAAGCAACGAUCAGAGUGUUUUACGGCAACCGAGCGUUUGCAAGUCCAUGCUGACCCGUGGGUUCACGACGGUCCGAGAUUGCGGAGGGGCAUCCCUUGCCUUGAAAGAAUCAAUCCAGGAAAGCAUCAUAUGCGGGCCGAGAUUGUUCAUUGCCGGACAUGCCCUUUCUCAAACAGGAGGUCAUGGAGAUCGCCGUCAACAGCACGAUCCAAAUGAGUGCUGUGCGGGGCAUGUUAAUGGGAUUGGCCGUAUCGUGGACGGAGUGGAUCAGUGCUUGAAGUAUGCCCGCGAGGAGUUGCGACAGGGCUCGGACUUCAUCAAAAUCAUGGGUGGUGGUGGGGUUGCUAGUCCUACAGACCAGAUCCAACACCUUCAAUUCUCUGAUGAGGAAAUCAGGGCCAUUGUCACAGUGGCUAACAAUGCGGGGACGUACGUUACCUCCCAUGCAUAUACGCCACAAGCGAUCCAGCAGGCUGUCAAACAAGGGGUAAAGGGGAUUGAACAUGGCAAUCUCAUUGACGAAGCCACAGCCGAAAUGAUGAAGCAGAACAGCGUCUUUCUUACCCCUACUUUGGUAACAUACGCGACAAUGGCCGCUCCACAGUUCAGCGGGUUCCUCCCCCCUGUUUCUGCGGGAAAGAACCGCGAAGUUCUGGACAAAGGCCUGCACGCUCUGGAGAUAGCCAAUAAGGUUGGGGUAGAUAUUUGCUUUGGCACGGAUCUCUUAGGUCCCCUGCAUUAUGCCCAAAGUAAAGAAUUUGCCAUUCGGAGCACUAUCCAGACACCCUCUGAGAUCCUUCGAAGCGCCACCACGACUCCUGCGCGGAUGCUGAGACAGGAUAAAUUCCUCGGCAAGAUUGCUCCAGGGUUUGCCGCCGACUUGCUCAUCUUGAACGCAAACCCCUUAGAUGAUAUCACCGUUUUUGAUCGACCGGACCAACAUUUGCUAGCAACCAUCAAGGAAGGCCGUGUCUUGAGUUCGCGUUGGAGUCUGUUAGAUGUUGAAGCAAGCCAUCUGCCAAAGAUCGAGUGA
This is a messenger RNA of Penicillium longicatenatum, 1347 nucleotides long. RefSeq names its product metal-dependent hydrolase family protein. The transcript has a single exon. The coding region runs from base 1 to 1347 and encodes 448 amino acids. The record is from RefSeq and is a predicted model, not a curated record. NCBI's taxonomy places the organism in Eukaryota, Fungi, Ascomycota, Eurotiomycetes, Eurotiales, Aspergillaceae. Gene Ontology annotation, molecular function: hydrolase activity, acting on carbon-nitrogen (but not peptide) bonds.